Molecule: messenger RNA, 319 nt
Organism: Dentiscutata heterogama
Lineage: Eukaryota; Fungi; Glomeromycota; Glomeromycetes; Diversisporales; Gigasporaceae
Source: the annotation of a GenBank genome assembly
AUGAACACGCCAUUUCUAAAAUCAUAUUAUCGCCGAAAAUCUACAUAUCUAACUUCUGAGCAGAUAGAAACAAUUAGAUCGCUCAAAGAUAAGCAACAAAUAAUACAAAGUACCAUUUCCACAUUAGUCUCAUUAACUUCAUCUAAAAAUUUUAACCAAAUCAGAAGAGAGACUUUAUAUCCAGAAUCUACUACUCCCCUCAAUACAGAAAUAAAAAAGAGAAGUUCCAAAUCUCGGUCUAAAUCUGUAUUAUGUAAUAAUGAGCUCUGCUCUCACAUAUCUGAUUCAAUACCUACUAAUAACUCUACAGAAAAAAUAA